CUAAGUGGGUAAGACGCUGGCUCGCUAGCCAGGAGGUAGGGUGUUCGAUCCCUGCAUAAUUGGCCGAGAAAGUUCAUACAGAUUUUCCGGCGUGUUCUCCCUUGCAGUGAUGCAGGGCGGAGGGCUGACAAGUCUCUACGAUCAUGGGAACUGCAGUAGAGACUGUUGGAGAAGCGGGUAUUCUUCAUGCUAGAUCAGGGACCAAUAAUUCAGCAGAGGCUACAAUAUGUAUAGCAUAUAAUCCUCUAUAUCAUUCAUUGCCUACAGAAGCAGAAUUUUCGAAAACACACCUGUUAGCUGAUUUUUCCGAUUCAUAUGGCUGUUCAAAUAUUUAUGGUAAAAACUCUGUUGAAAAUAAAAUAGUAGCUGUGCUUCGAGGAAACUGUACAUUUGCUGAAAAAGCUGAAUAUGUCCAAGACGGUCUGGGUUCCGGCGCCUUGUUUGUCGGAUAUGAAAAUGGAACUGGAUUUACUGUACCAGGAGCACGGACAGAUGAUGACUACAAUAAGAUAAACAUCACCAUGGCAUUUAUUAUGUGGAAAGAUUAUCAGACUGUUAGGAAAUUAGGAAAGUCUGUGUAUAUAGCCGUGUAUUCUCCUGAAUCACCAAAAUUAGAUCCAAACAUGGCUUGUAUCUUUCUUAUUGCUGUACUGUGUGUUGGUGUUGGAGCCUAUUGGUCUGGUGUUGUUAAACAUGAAGGAGUGAAAAGUAAAUUUGGGUCUGAUGAUGAGAAGGAUGAUGAUGCUGUAGACCUGUCACCAGUAACUCUAUUGAUAUUAGUUAUAUUAUUGUGUGGAAUGCUGGUAUCUCUGUAUUUCUUCUAUGAUUAUCUUGUAUAUGCCAUGAUAGGUUUGUUUACGUUAGCUGGAUCUGUUGGUCUAUAUUUUUGUGCUCAGCCUCUGUGGAAGAAACUUAUAUCUUGUGAUUCCAAGCUUCCAUUACAUAGUUUAAAAUGCUGCUGUGAAAAUCCACCAGAAUAUCGUGGUGUGCUCUUGUAUAUAUUGUGCCUGUCAGUUAGUAUAUUUUGGGCUGUUCAAAGACAUGCCAGUUAUGCAUGGAUUCUUCAAAAUAUAUUAGGAGCUGCUUUUUCUAUAAAUAUGUUAAAAACCAUUCGAUUACCAAGUCUUAAAGUGUGUACUGUACUUCUGGUGUUGUUAUUCUUUUAUGAUGUAUUCUUUGUUUUUAUUACACCUUUAUUUACUAAGAACGGUGAAAGUGUUAUGGUUAAAGUGGCUACUGGUGGUAAUAGUGAUACAGGAGAACAGCUUCCUAUGGUCUUUAUUUUCCCAAAGAUACUAACAUCAGCACUAUCAAUAUGUCAGGAUCGACCAUAUUCUUUAUUAGGUUUUGGAGAUGUGCUUGUACCAGGUUUACUUAUAUCUUAUAAUCAUUGGUUUGAUCUACAUGUAGGUAGUUCUAGGAUAUAUUAUAUAGCAUCACUUAUAGCAUACAGUGUAGGAUUAGCAUUUACAUUCUUGGCAUUAGCUUUUAUGGAGAAAGGUCAACCAGCUUUAUUAUAUCUGGUACCAUGCACUCUUAUCGUCACUUUUCUUAUUGCUUGUAAGAGAAAAGAAUUUCGUCAUAUCUGGUCUGGUGAAAAGUGUCCAAAGAAAGAUGAUGACGUUAUAACAAGAGAUUGUGACCCACCUGUUCCUGAAGUAAGCUACCAGGGCUCAGUAAAUAGAGCGAUUUCUACAUCAACUCUUUCAUCUGAUACUGGGGAAGAACGGGGUUUGAUUCGAACAUAACUGCGUUAUGUUUAGACUGUCAUCUAGAAUAACAUGACGCUGUUAAUAAUUUUUAAUUUACCCUGCCAUGGCCUAAGACCAAGGAAAAUUUGUUUUACUCAACUAUUUUAUCUAUAAUUUAGUCACUAAUCAGUGGAUAAUCCAAAAAAUGUGAACUAUAGUCUGAUUGUGACUAUAGUCUGUUUCAGAUUAGUAUAUCAACUUGAGCAGAUACUAUUUUGAAUGACAGCUUGGUUUGAAUGUUAUUUUAUAUUAAUAUCUAUGAAUUAAAUUCACAAACAGUUAAAGGCUUGAUGCGUCAUUUAGCGCUAUAGGAAUCCCUUGCAAACUACAAUAUUCUGAAAGUUAAAUCUCUAAUAGGAAUAUCAUUCCAAAAGUGGUUCAAUUUCAUUGAGUAUUAUCAAAGUUAUGAUAAAUUGAAAAUUCAUCAAGCUAUGUUGCGUAAGAAGACGCCACCAUCUUUUUUUGGUAGCGUGAAAAAAACCUGAUGGACCUAGUUUAAAUCCGAUUAAAUCAAGCAUUAUUAUUUUAAUUUUUUCUUAAUUAAAUGUUAAUUAAUCAAUCUGAGUAACUAUUUAGCAUGUAAUAUGCCUUGAGAAAUUUGAUAUUUUAGCAAAAUUGCUAACGACGCAUUGAGCUUUUAAACUGUUCACAUAAAUCAAAAUAACCCUUUGUCAGCAGGGAAUUAAGUCUCUUGAUAACUACAGACAUCUCAUUAAUUUGGUGACUGCUUUUAACCAAUGGCGGUUUUUUUUUUAUCCCUGUAAUAUAUUUUUAGCUAGUUGACAAACUGAGGGUUAUUAUAUUUUAUUCACCACUUCUUUUAGCUAUCUAACAUAUCGACCACCACUUACCGGGAAUAUUUCUCAUCAACUCUCAUCAACAUUUGUUUUAAAUGCAAAAGCACAGCCAUGUGUUUUUAAAACUAUAUGAAUUCUUUAUAUUAUGAAAAGUGGUUUAAAGUGAUUAGGAAGAGUAGGCAUAAUCUGCCUUGUGUAUAGCACCUGGCGUAAAUCAUGAAACUGCAAUUCUGUGCAAUAUGUGAAUGUGUUUAUUAUCUACUUGUCUCUGAUAUAGACAAUAAUGGUUUUUAUUAACUCUAACCAUUAUAUACCUACAUUAUUUAAGAUAAUCAAUGAGGUUGAAUACAUAGAUCUAAUUACUUCUGAAUAGUUAUUUUAUAUAUAUGUUAAAAUACUGUAAAUAUUUGUAUAUCAAUUGACUAUAUUUAUGUAAUUAAAGACCAGUCAUUUAA
Molecule: messenger RNA, 3003 nt
Organism: Patella vulgata (common limpet)
Lineage: Eukaryota; Metazoa; Mollusca; Gastropoda; Patellidae
Product: signal peptide peptidase-like 2B
Exons: 15
Coding region: 144-1748 (534 amino acids)
Biological process (GO): membrane protein proteolysis
Cellular component (GO): lysosomal membrane; cytoplasmic side of endoplasmic reticulum membrane; Golgi-associated vesicle membrane
Molecular function (GO): aspartic endopeptidase activity, intramembrane cleaving
Source: RefSeq, a predicted model, not a curated record